Molecule: messenger RNA, 4536 nt
Organism: Drosophila obscura
Lineage: Eukaryota; Metazoa; Arthropoda; Insecta; Diptera; Drosophilidae
Gene: Sulf1
Product: extracellular sulfatase SULF-1 homolog
Molecular function (GO): N-acetylglucosamine-6-sulfatase activity; glycosaminoglycan binding
Source: RefSeq, a predicted model, not a curated record
AGAUUCAUUACCGCCAGAAGGAAGUCAAAGAUUUUGUAAACGAAGGUCAGAAAGCCAUGAGAUACUCCGCAGGCGACUGCUGUGCGGUUUGAGCGCGUCUUCAGACGCUCAGACGGAGCGCCCAGCAACGGAACGGUCCUGCUCUUGCUCACAAAUACUGCAAUGAUGAUGAUGAUGAUGAGGAGGGGGCACUGCAGCAAGCACCUGGCCAUUGGCUGCCUGAUACUCUUCCUUUUUGUGCUGCAUGUGGCCGGCAAAGAGCAGUCGCCAUCCGGCGAGCCAUCGUCCUCCCAUCGCCGACAGCAGCAGCAUCGCAGCCGUUCGGGCAAGCGUUUCUCACGCGACUCGAAUGGACCGCGCGAACGGCGACCGAACAUCAUACUGAUACUCACCGAUGACCAGGACGUGGAGCUGGGAUCGCUGAACUUUAUGCCGCGCACGCUGCGACUGCUGAGGGAUGGCGGGGCCGAGUUCCGGCACGCCUACACCACCACGCCCAUGUGCUGUCCGGCACGAUCCUCGCUGCUGACGGGCAUGUACGUGCACAACCACAUGGUGUUCACGAACAACGACAACUGCUCGAGUCCCCAGUGGCAGGCCACCCACGAGACGCGCUCCUAUGCCACGUACCUCUCGAAUGCCGGCUACCGCACCGGCUACUUCGGCAAGUAUCUGAACAAGUACAACGGCUCGUACAUACCGCCGGGGUGGCGCGAGUGGGGCGGCCUGAUCAUGAACUCCAAGUACUACAACUACAGCAUCAAUCUGAACGGGCAGAAGAUCAAGCACGGCUUCGACUACGCCAAGGACUACUAUCCCGAUCUGAUAGCCAACGACUCGAUUGCGUUCCUGCGCUCCUCGAAGCAGCAGAACCAGCGCAAGCCCGUCCUCCUCACGAUGAGUUUCCCGGCGCCGCACGGCCCCGAGGAUUCGGCCCCGCAGUACAGUCACCUGUUCUUCAACGUGACCACCCACCACACUCCCUCGUACGACCACGCACCCAAUCCGGACAAGCAGUGGAUCCUCAGGGUCACCGAUCCCAUGCAGCCCGUGCACAAGCGCUUCACCAAUCUGCUGAUGACCAAGCGGCUGCAGACGCUCCAGAGCGUGGACGUGGCCGUCGAGCGGGUGUACAACGAGCUGAGGGAUCUCGGGGAGCUGGACAACACGUACAUUGUGUACACCUCGGACCAUGGCUACCAUCUGGGGCAGUUUGGCCUGAUCAAGGGCAAGAGUUUCCCCUUCGAGUUCGAUGUGCGAGUGCCGUUCCUCAUCCGUGGCCCAGGCAUACAGGCCUCCAAGGUGGUCAAUGAGAUCGUGCUGAAUGUGGAUCUGGCUCCCACUUUCCUGGACAUGGGUGGAGUGCCCACGCCCCAGCACAUGGAUGGCCGCAGCAUUCUGCCGCUGCUGCUCAGCCGGAAUCGCGCUGUGAGGGAUAACUGGCCCGACAGCUUCCUCAUCGAGAGCUCCGGACGGCGCGAGACGGCCGAUCAGAUUGCCGAGUCGCGGGCACGGCUCCAGGCCGAGCGACGCAGCAUGAAGCUGGCCAAUAGCUCGCUGCUCGAGGACUUUCUGGGCGGAGGGGCCACCUCCACGCCCGGCAGCACGGCUGCCACGCUAAUGAGCCCCAGCACCACCCAGCAGCAGAUGCAGCAGCAGCAGCAGCAGGAUGACUUCGACGAGGAUACGGAAACGGACAACGAGGAGGAUGACCUGGAUGGCGAUGGAGCCAUGGACAGUUCAGCGGCUGCCUUGGAGGACGAGGAUCUAGAGGAUGCCGCUGGCGAGGAUGGUGACGACGACGAGCUGGAGGAGCAGGAGCAGGAGCUGCUGCAGCAGCAGGACAACAAUCUGCCAGUGGCCCCGUACGUAACCAAAAUGAUGCGCCUCAACUCGGAGUGCUCGGACCCAGCGCUGCUGAAGAACUGCCUGCCCGGCCAGAAGUGGAAGUGCGUCAACGAGGACGGACGCUGGCGGAAGCACAAGUGCAAGUUCCACCUGCAACUCGAGCAUCAGCUGGCGGCCAUGCCCCGGAAGCAGUACCAACGCAAUUGUGCCUGCUUCACCUCCGAUGGGCUGGUGUACACCAAGAUCCGAGCACCCUCCGCGAGUGGACACCGCCUGAACAAGCGCACGCACCAUGGUGUGCACCAGGGGGGCAAGCGCAGGAACAAGCGGGAGCUUGUCGUCUAUCACACCGAAAUGCCCUACGAAAUGGAGGAGCUGCUGGGUCUGCACCAAACAAUCGAUCUGCUGGCAGAGCACAGCCAUCGCAGCAAGCGCGAGGUGGCCGCCAAUCCCCAUCCCAAUUCCAGUCCCAAUCCCAGUUCCAACUCCAACGAAACGAUUGCCCAGGUCAUCCAGCAGAUACAGACCACACUGGAGACUCUGGAGCACAAGUUCAACGAGCAUGAGCUGCACAGCAGUCUGAAUGGAAACUCCAGCUCCAGCUCCAUCUCCAGUUCCAGUUCGAAUUCCAAUUCCUUUGUGCGUGGCGGAAAGUUUCCCAAGACUGGGGGACGGGUGGGCCAUCGGUGCUUCGUGGAUGCGAACACGGGCAAGGUGAACUGCUCGGAUGUGAUCUACGAUGAUGAGAAGACGUGGCGCACCUCGCGCAACCAGAUCGAUAUGCUGAUCAAGCUGCUGAAGGACAAGAUCGGCAGGCUGAAGGAGAUGAAGAAGCAGCUGCGGGAGAGCAACAAGCUGGCGUUGGCCGCUGGCCGCCGCAACGAAAGCCGCAGACGCAACGAGGCCAACAUUUUGGGGGAGACUGGAGCCGGACCCGAGUUCAACAUGAGCUACUUUACGGGAGCAGCUGCCAGCAGCACGGCGCGGCCCAGUGUGGGACAAAAGGAGAUAUUCCGCGGCUUCGGCAGUGCCGCCGUCUUUGACUCCUUGGAGCAGGAACAGGAGCAGCAGCAGCCCCAGACGCCGCGCUAUGCCUCGCGGGCCGAAUGCUACUGCGAACCAGAUGCGGGCGAGAACUAUGCCGACUCCAAGGAAAUGGCUCGGGAGGCGCGUCGAAAGCUGAAGGAGGAGCGUCAGCGCAAGAAGGAGCGCAAGCGGAUCAAGAAGGCCCGUCUGGAGAAGGAGUGCCUGUCCGAGAAGAUGAACUGCUUCUCGCACGACAACCAGCACUGGCGCACGGCUCCCCUGUGGAACGAUAGCCCCUUCUGCUUCUGCAUGAACGCCAACAACAACACGUACUCCUGCCUGAGGACCAUCAAUGCCACCCACAACUAUCUCUACUGCGAGUUCACCACGGGCCUGAUUACCUUCUACAACCUGACCAUAGAUCGCUUCGAGACCACGAAUCGCGCUGCCAGUCUGACGCCCGGCGACAGGGCCCACAUGCACGACGCCCUGGAGCAGCUGAAGGGCUGUCGAGGACGCAGCUGCAGCGUACGCAGACACCAGGCGCACCUGGAGACCGGCUCUGCUCCACACUUGCCUGCAGUCGUCAAUCAAGUGCAGCGCAACAACAAACGCAAGCACUCUCCUCUGUCGGCCAGUGUGGGCAACUUUGGUUUUGUGGGCAGUCGACUGGACGUGGAUGGGCUGCCGCCCUUCAAGCGUCGCAAGCUAUCCAAAUACCACAGAUGGACUGGCUCGCAGCAGACGCACAUGAAGAGGCGCCCCUGGAAGCAGCAGCAGUCCACACUGCAGUCCACCCGGCUGCUGCCCACGCAGGCAGUGACUGCAGCAGCGGCGGCCUAGACGGAGACUCAACUCAGUUGGCUGGAUGGACAGUGGCACAGUUGCACAGUUGCCCAGUUGGAGUCUCCCCAGUGAAUACACAUAUCCUAUGCGUACCUUGCUUGCCACCUGCUCUGCUCCUGCUCCUGCCCCUCCCAGCCCGCCCCCACAUUGGAUUUCUUCAUACAUAAAUAAGACUGUGUUUUUUUUUUUUAAUUCAUCUACUUAUGUUUAGUCUCCUCGUUUAGCCGCAACUGUUGUGUGGUCGACUUGCAAUAUUUAGAGUACAGUUAACGACAUUUAAUUAGCUCUUAGGCCCCCCCAUCCCCCCACACCACCUAAUUUGUAUAUAAAUUUAGACGGAACGACUAACAGUUAUCGAAUACGAAUACUAAAUAAAUUAUUUAGCGAAAUUGGUUACAAGUUAAAUUAGUUGAGUAAAAACCUAGCAAAGAAAUCGAUUAACUGUAGCGAAUCCAAAUCCGAAUCCACAUCCAAAUCUGUAUUUAUUGGCCAUUCAUUGCUAAAGGAACAAACAAAAGCAAAUACGAGUAUAACUAUUUGAUGUCACUGUGUAUUAGAGAACUAAAACCAUAUAUUUAUGCCCAACUAUUUACGUUCUAAGUGUUAAGGCCCCAUCGCAUAUCCCUGCCCAGAGAGCCACGAAAGGCGUUUUUGUGGCAGCCGCCGCGCUUCGCCAACGAACAAACAUACAGCAUAUUGUAUCUGCCACGUUAAUAAUGUCAUGAAAUUAACUUUACACACACAAUACAUACAUAUUUAAAUUCAACUUGAUAACAAAACAAAGAAAAACAAAAUAAAGUUGCAUAUAAUAAACAU